AUUUAUCCUUCUUCUCUUUUACAAAUCAGGAUGACCUUUAUUAUAUCACAAUUUUCGGUUCUUUUGCUUUCCCUUUUUGGUGCUUUUACAUUCCAAAAGAUUGUGUGCAACAAUCUGAGCCAGGUUCGGUGCAAUGAGAAGGACCGAGAAACGUUGGAAAUGUUCAAAGAGGGUGUUAUUGAUCCAUCCAACAACCUCCUCACAUGGUCCACUCAACAAGACUGUUGUCAAUGGAAAGGAGUUCAUUGUGACAACACCACAAGCAGAGUUACAAAACUUGACCUAUCCCAACAAUUUCUACAAGGUGAAAUCAAGUUAUCUCUUUUGGAACUUCAAUUUCUAUAUCAUUUGGAUUUGAGCUGCAACAAGUUUAAUGUUAUUAGCAUUCCACCAACUCAGAACAAUGUCAUAUUUGGCUCUAACCUCCAUUAUCUUGACUUAUACGCGCUUGACAUAUCCUUAGAAGAUCAUAUUUCUAUGGAUAAUCUUGAUUGGCUUUCUCAACUUUCUUCGCUCAGAUAUCUCAACCUUGGUUUUAUUGAUCUUCACGAAGAAACCAACUGGCUUUUAGCCAUGCCUCCUUCAUUAUCAGUCCUACACUUGAGUAAAUGUCAACUAACCAACAUAAGCCCAACUUUAAAGCAUGUCAAUCUUACUUCACUUGUCACUCUUGAUCUUUCUUAUAACCAUUUUAACUCUGAAUUGCCACAUUGGUUGUUUAAUCUCAGUCGUGAUGUCUCCUAUCUUAAACUUAAAGACAAUAGUUUUUACGGUGAAAUACCUUCAAGUUUGUUCAACUACCAAAAUUUGGAAUACCUUGAUCUAUCAGGCAACAUGUUUUCUGGUUCCAUUCCUUUCACUUUGGGAAAUCUCACAUAUUUGGUUGUUCUAUGCAUUGGCUAUAAUUCCUUUUCUGGUAUAAUAUCUGAAAUGCAUUUUUCCAGACUCCACAAUUUAGAAGAGUUGGACUUGAGCAAGACAAGGUUUCAUUUUAGUCCUGAAUGGAUUCCUCUGUUUCAACUGAAAAGGCUUUAUUUGGAUGAUACAAAUCAAGGUCCUCAAUUUCCACCAUGGAUAUAUACUCAAAAGUCACUUUCACAUUUAUGCAUGUCGAGCUCAAAAAUUUCAUAUGUAGAAGAAGAAAAGUUCAGGGGUUUAAUAGCCAGUAUUGAUGACAGGAUCGAUUUAUCCAACAACUCAAUUAGAGGAAUGCUCCCGCAUUUAUCCCCAAAGGUCAAAUAUGUAGAUUUCUCUCAGAACUCUUUCACAGGAUCGAUUCCACAUGCUUGGAAGAACUUGAAACAUUUGGUUUUAAUUAGCUUGUGGAAUAAUGAUUUAUUCGGUGAAGCUCUUAUGAUACUCUCAUGUUUGACGCGUUUGGCAGUUAUAAACCUUGAAAAAAAUGAUUUUUUUGGAGCUAUACCAAACAACAUGUCCAGAAAGUUAGAAGUGGUGAUAUUAAGAUCUAAUAAAUUUGAGGGGAGUAUUCCACCUCAACUGUUCCUUCUCUCUAAUUUGAUUCACUUGGAUCUCGCCCAUAAUAAACUUUCAGGAUCAAUUCCUCAGAUUACGUAUAACACAAAAGAAAUGAUAGUAGAUCAUUAUUAUGCACCUCUCUUAGUAGAUGAUAGCAACAUUGAUUUCUAUGAAAAAGGUCAAGUUUAUGAAUGUAAACUUGACUUCAAUAGGCGAACUAUUGACCUCUCAGCUAACAAGAUAUCUGGAGAGAUUCCUACGGAAUUAUUUAGGCUUAUUCGAGUUCAAACAUUGAAUUUAUCUUAUAAUCAUUUGACUGGAACUAUACCUAAGACAAUUGGAGGAAUGAAAAAUCUGGAAUCUCUUGAUCUCUCUAAUAAUAAGCUUUUUGGCGAAAUUCCAGAAAACAUGGCUAACUUGUCUUUUCUGAGUUAUUUGAACUUAUCAUGCAACAAUUUUUCUGGACAAAUUCCAAUAGGGACUCAACUUCAAAGUUUCGGUGUAUCAAGCUACAAUGGAAACCCGGAACUUUGUGGAGCUCCUCUUACAAAGUGUAGCAUGGAAAAAAAUGUUGUGAAUACAAUCCAACAUAGAAUCAAUAAAGAUGGUGAAUUUGAUGAAGAAUCCGUCUAUCUUGGAAUGGGAGUUGGGUUUGCAGUUGGAUUUUGUGGUGUUUUUGCUUCUUUGGUCAUUUUUAGGAAAUGGAGACAACUACUAUCGAUUGCUCAAUCGAAUGUAUGACCAACUUUAUGUUAC
Molecule: messenger RNA, 2232 nt
Organism: Vigna unguiculata (cowpea)
Lineage: Eukaryota; Viridiplantae; Streptophyta; Magnoliopsida; Fabales; Fabaceae
Product: receptor-like protein EIX2
Source: RefSeq, a predicted model, not a curated record